CAUGAUCCGUAUCCGCAGUUGACUCAAGGUGGCGAGUCUGUUGAAGCAGCGCGCAACGAACGUGUGCCCAACCAGGCACAAUAAUGAUGCAGCGAUCUUCGCCAGGGAUGCAAUCGCCAGGGAUGCAACGCCAGCCAGCUAACAUGGCCGUUGGUGGAGGGGGCGCCACCUUCUACAACGUCGGCAUGCAGCUCUCUGAGGAGUUGGUGAACCAGCUUACUGUCGAGCACGCCACUGAAACGAAGGCGCUCUACAAGCAGAUCACGGCGAUGCGGGAGGAGUUGGGCCGCUGCGGCGAGCUCAUGCAGGGUUUCGUCGACCGGGAGAAGGCGAUUACGGAGAUGAUGCAGCAGCUCCAGCAGGCAUACGAGCAGACGUCGUCGAGCCUCGCAGACAUGCACGGCAAGUUCGGGGACAUGACGAACCACGGCAUGGCCAAGCCAGACCCCGUGAAGGACUCGGAGGUUGAGAUCCAGAGGAUCGGCCGCCUCCUCAGCUCGCCCGCCGUGCCGCCGCCGUCGGUGCCUCCGCACCUACAGCAGCUCGUGAAGAGCCCCAUCCAGCAGCGCUGAAGAGCCCGACGCCCAGCCGCCGAAGGACUACGGCUGCCCGUCGGCUCCACCCGCCCGUGCCGCCAUUGGCAGGCCGCGACGGCUGUUGAAGAGCCCCGUCGGCAAGCGCUGACGCCGAGCCGCAUCUGCGCCCGUGUAGUAUACACGGCUAUGCACGACAUCGCCGUGGUGUCAGCAGGCGCUCUCUGCCGAUCUUCUCGUGUGACACUCCGAGUGGACGCUGCAUUCGUCACGCUCUGAGUCGUGCGCACUGCCGAGAGAAUCCAUACUCUCAUUGCGCCGCAGCGUUAUCGCCAA
Prorocentrum cordatum is the source of this 869-nucleotide messenger RNA. The record is from the annotation of a GenBank genome assembly. NCBI's taxonomy places the organism in Eukaryota, Dinophyceae, Prorocentrales, Prorocentraceae.